This is a messenger RNA of Mesitornis unicolor (brown roatelo), 627 nucleotides long. RefSeq lists its product as uncharacterized. The record is from RefSeq and is a predicted model, not a curated record. Lineage: Eukaryota; Metazoa; Chordata; Aves; Mesitornithiformes; Mesitornithidae. The coding region runs from base 1 to 627 and encodes 208 amino acids. The transcript is spliced from 3 exons.
AUGGAUGCCCCUGUACAGAUUUUCCGUGAUGAGCCAGACUCUACCUGCUCUCCAGGGCCCUGUUAUCCCCCCAGCACCAGCAGCAGCUGGCUCCUGGGCUGGGUGGACUAUGACAGCAACACCACUGGGGCCUUCGGGGACACCCAUCACAACCACACCAGCAUCUCACCUGUCAUCCCCAUCAUCAUCACUGCUGUCUACUCAGUGGUCUUCGUUGUCGGCUUGGUGGGAAACUCUCUGGUAAUGUUUGUCAUCAUAAGGGCUACUGAAGAAGUUCAUGGAGACCAGGGAGUCAACAUCUCAGCAGCCUGUGUGCAGAGUGCUGAGUGUUCAAAAUCUCCUUCAGCAUCAAUUAAACCAGGUAACACAAAACGUCCCCGCAUGGUGGUUGAUGACCAUCCUAUUAACAAAGCACUUUUAUCAUCACCCAAUGGUCCCCACACCCCUGAGGCUACAGCCUUGACAGCUGAGGUUUCUAAGGUUACUGAUUCUGAGGUGGCCAGAUCCACUCCGGCGCUGCCGCUGGUCUAUGCGUAUAAACUUGAGGCCAGAACUCUGUGCGUGGAGCAGAGGCUGCUUGUGUCAUUGAGCGGCCCUUCGUCACGCUUCGAUUCCCGUUUCCCUUGA